AUGUCUCCUCUGCUACUUGUCGGCCUCUUCUUUCUUAUUCACUCUCCUUUUUUUGUAGUUACGAUACAGUUCAGAAUUAGAACAGAUUCAGUUCUAGAAGUUACAGCACCUAGUGGGGUUUUCUAUCCUUUAUGUGCGUCUUCUAUUAAUGAUGAAUACUUGAGAAUAGCUUGUUCAAUAGAUAGGACUUCCGCUGCCCCACUUGCUUCUCCCCAGCAGAUUGUGAGAAGCAAAGAUGUGUAUUCCAUUGCAUGUGUCUCCAAUAUUACAUGUUUCACAUUCCAAUCACCUUUUUGUAGUCAAAUUGUGAAAGUUACUUGUCCCAUACAAGAUGCUAGAGAGAACAAACCUUUAUGUAAUCCUAGCCAUUAUCAGCUCUCUAAUAAAUGUGUGUCAAUUGGAAAGGUAUUGUACGACAACUAUGCUGAAGCGAAGAAUACUUGCCCUGUAUCUGCGCUUUCAUCACUCACCAGAGAGAACGAUCGUCUCGUUCUUCUCCAUCAUCUCUCCGUUCACUAUGAUUCUACUAUUGCGUAUUUCACAUCCGGCUUCCGAAGUGGUUCGGAGUGGGUUUGGGAGGAUGGAUCAUCAAUCAAUUUUCCGUUAACAGGCAGUGGGAGGUGUAUGGCUGUAGUGAACGGAAAUUACUCGGCUUAUGAUUGUGAAGAACCGGGAAGUGUAAUCUGUGAGAGUGGUUUAGAAUGCGUAUCCAGUCAAGGAUACUUUGGCCUUUUCAAUAUUUCCCGUACAGGAGCACCUUGUAUGCGAUGGAACGAUCCGUCAAUAGUGUUCUAUGGCGUCAAAUUUCCAGAACAAAAAGAUUGGAAUCAUAACUAUUGCCGUGUAAUCUCGGAUGAUAAAAGAAAUGCUGAGUGUUAUAUCGCUCCGAAUCAGAGAGAGAUCUGUGAUAUUGAACCAUGUCCAACACUUGGAGAGUUCCGCGAUGAAACAGACAAAGCAAAAUAUCAAUGUUCUAAUACGGAGUUCCAAUGUGGAGAUAGCAGAUGUAUCUCUCAAGAUUUUCGCUGUGAUUACGAAAAAGAUUGUUCAGACGGUAGUGACGAGCUACAUUGUGGUGAUUAUCUGCAAUCUUUCGAACUUAUUGGCGCUAUGAGACUUGUAGAGAAAAUAACAGAAAUUUGGAACUUUAUUCCUCAUGUUCAAGGAUGUGCCAAGAGAUGUUUGGACAGUUCUUUGAUAUGUGAGGCCUUCUCAUAUGAGCCUAGAUUACAAACUUGUCUCUUAACCGAUUCUACUAUGAUUUCAACUAAUCUUAUCACCAAACCAACAUCCCUCUACUACAGAAGAAGAAUACCGCAAAAAGAGGUUGAGUUCUCCAGAAAUACUACUUCACACGUACUGCUGGCUUCGAGAAACGGUACUUGGAAAGCUGUUUGUGACGAUAAUUAUUCGAACGAUUACAAAACAUCAAUAUGUUCUAUAGCAGGCUUCAAGAGAGCAAUUGAUCUUAGUUUCAUUGAUAGUCCUAACUAUCUUGAAAAUGGGUGGAGUGUACAAUGUUUACGCAUGAAUACUUGUGUUUCCACUUCAUCUUGUCUUCCGAUAAGGUGCUCGGAUUGCGAAGAUGCCGUUUGUGGAGAUGGCACAUGUAUUCCAAACGAAAAACUCUGUAACGGUAAAAAUGAUUGUCCUGAUGGUUUUGACGAGAAGUAUUGCAGAGAAGUUAACUUACGGUUUGCUAAUGGAACUGAAAACAGUGGGUCAGUAGAAGUGUACUUAUCCGGUAAAUGGGAGCCAGUUUGUGCUACCGGUGUAGACAAUAAUGCUGCCACAAAAAUUUGUUCUGUCAUGCAACUAAGUGGAGAAGCUUCCUCGCUUGUACCUACAUCCCUAUCAGGAAGAGGGCGCCAGUUGGACUGUAAGGGUGAAACAUGUUCGAUUUCCGUUUCCACCGAAUGUGCCCAACAAGCGCGUGUAAGGUGCCCUUCUAUUGCAACAGAUUCAACUGCCAUAUGUGGACGAAGAAAAGUGGAAGUGAACGCAAAAGAUCCAGCGAGAGAAAGGCUAGCGCGUGUUGUUGGUGGGUUUGAAACCGCUGCUGGUGCUUUUCCCUGGACUGCUGCAGUGAAAGUUCGCUCGAAUGCUGCUCAUCACUGUGGUGCAAGCAUUUUGGAUCGCACCCAUUUGAUUACAGCGGCUCAUUGCUUCGAAGAUGACAGAAGACCAUCAACUUAUUAUGUCGUUGCUGGAGACUGGGACAAUAAUAACACUGAGGGUACUGAACAAUCGUUCAAUAUCAUUAGGAUACACUUCUACCCAUUGUACGAAGAUCUUUUCGCACACGAUCUCGCCAUCUUGGAAAUUCCUUCACCUGGAUUUGAGUGGACAGAUUUCGUUCAGCCAAUAUGUUUACCACCCAGAGAUUUCAGUUACGAUACAGGAACAAAAUGUAUAGUUUCUGGAUGGGGAAGUUUGGGAUUAGAGUACCCAACUCGCCUACAGGCUGCAGUUUUGCCUAUCAUAGAUCGAAGUUCCUGCAAAAAUUCUUCAAAAAUUUACGACUCAAUGAGCCGAUCAGCAUUUUGUGCCGGAUAUUUAGAAGGUGGUAUCGACUCUUGCCAAGGAGAUUCUGGGGGACCAUAUGCAUGUCUGAACAAAGAAGGACGAUAUGUACUAUCUGGAGUUAUCAGUUGGGGAGACGGCUGUGCUCAAAAGAACCAGCCUGGUAUUUACACGAUGGUAGCGCCUUACUUAACUUGGAUAGAGGAUACGAUUUCCAGCACUAGUAGAUAG
Auanema sp. JU1783 is the source of this 2754-nucleotide messenger RNA. NCBI's taxonomy places the organism in Eukaryota, Metazoa, Nematoda, Chromadorea, Rhabditida, Rhabditidae. The record is from the annotation of a GenBank genome assembly.